Messenger RNA from Paramecium octaurelia, 1442 nucleotides. NCBI's taxonomy places the organism in Eukaryota, Ciliophora, Oligohymenophorea, Peniculida, Parameciidae. The record is from the annotation of a GenBank genome assembly.
AUGAAAUCAAAAAGCUAGCUUUAAUCGGAUGAGGACGUAGAUACUCUGGGUUCCUAUACAUCGAUGACUUACGAUGAUAAAACAAUGGAAGUUGUAUAGUACAGAUAAGAGAACUUCUUUCAAUUCGGAUCUUCCAUAUUGGCAGUAAUUUACAUGGCCAAUACUAUGUUGAUCCCGAAUAUGAACUAACUGUUUAUUGAUGUUUCUUUCGAUAAUCCUUUAGUAAUGGUUGUUUCAGUGAUCAUGUAUUGGUUGCUAUCAUUUUUAAUUUUGAUACCAUGCUAUUUAGUUAUCAAAGUAUGCAAACAAGAAGGUAACCCCAUAUAUGCCUAUAUAAUCAAACAAGAUUCAAUAAAAAUCUACAAUGUAUUCAUCUAUAGUAAUUUAAUACUAAAUACACUUGGAUUAUUUAAUAUUAUUGUUAGAUUGGGAGACAGUUUGCCUAAGGUUAAUCGAUGGUUUUACAUUGAGUUCCAUCACCUAAUGGCAUCAGAACAAGCUGAACUGUUCUUCCCCACAAUAAUUUGCUAUACAGCAGUAGUGUUAACAUUAUUUUAUGGGUUUUAUAAAUGUUCUUACUUUGAGCAAUACUAUGACAUUCAAUAUAGACUUAUCAUAUCAUUUGUAGGUAAAAUUUUAUUGAACACCCUAAUCUUCUUAUUGAUAUACUUUGAAGUACCUGAUGCAAGUUAGGAAUACAUAUCGAUGGAUGAAAAGUAAAUACUUUCAUAUUCUAAUAUAGUUUAUUUAAUUCCGAUUUUUCGAACAGCGCUACAUAAUGGAUAACUUAUUGCUUUAACUAAAUUUGUUGUAUUUCAUAUCCUUUCUUUGAAGUGUUCUAUCUAAAAAGAGAAACCAAAAAGGGAUACACUAAGGUUCAACAAUGCUAUUGGAUAUAAUUGUUGUUGAGAUCUCUAAUAUUUUUUUAUUAGAUCACGACCUGGGGAAUCAUCAUCAGAUAAGAGAAAAUGAAGUAUUACUAUUAGCCAUUGCUGUAAUCCUUAAAUUCAUUGAUGAUUUUGCUCAUUUCCAUGUCCAUAACAUCAAUUUAUUCACACAAUUACACAUUGAAUAAGGAAAUAUUAGAAGACAACAUUCAAACAGCUACUGAAGAUGAUAAUAAGAAAUAGAUUAAGGAGAUCUAUAUGAUUGCAGCUGGACUCUUCGUGAUUGAGAUAUCCAUUUGCAUCAUUUGCAGAUUUUUUAUUAGAGGUAUAGAAGUUCCUCAAAUUAAAUCAUUUAUUUUUUCACUCACUUAUAGUGCUUAAACAAUCUGCUUUGGUUUUUCAUGCAUCAGUAUACCAGUAUAUUUGUGGAUAAAGAACUUUAACCCUAAGUCAAAUCUAUUUAGUGGAAUGGCCUACUCUGCUAUCAUUAUUUAUAUGAUUGUUUUUGUUGGAAUCAGCAGCGAACCAUUUUUUUCAUUAAAAUCAUGAUUAAAC